Molecule: messenger RNA, 2956 nt
Organism: Pteropus alecto (black flying fox)
Lineage: Eukaryota; Metazoa; Chordata; Mammalia; Chiroptera; Pteropodidae
Gene: CSAD
Product: cysteine sulfinic acid decarboxylase
Exons: 14
Coding region: 1251-2753 (500 amino acids)
Biological process (GO): carboxylic acid metabolic process
Cellular component (GO): cytoplasm
Molecular function (GO): sulfinoalanine decarboxylase activity; pyridoxal phosphate binding
Source: RefSeq, a predicted model, not a curated record
CUAUUAAUUCUUCUGCAUCCUGCCACUAUGCACUGGUCUUCUGAGAACAUCAAUUUCAUCAUAUUAUUUCUUGCCACAGAGUCUUUCAGCGACUUCCCAUUUUCUGCAGGAUAAAUUUAGAUUCCUUGGCCUGCGUGGUAUUCCAGGAUCCCCAUAAUCUUGUGCAGCUGGUCUCCUGUAUCACCCUUACAGACCCUCCCUUCAGCCAGCUGGGUGCCUUCACUGACCUUAGAAUAAGCCAUACUCAUUCCCAGUGUAAGCUCAUGGCAUUUGUCCUCUACUGCUCCUACGUUCCUCUCAUCCUCCCUUUCACCAGUCUCAUUUCUCCUGCCCAUUUUCAAGAUUCGACUCCAGUCCCACUACAGAUCUUCUCCAGUCUUCAACUUUCAUGGAUCUCUUCUUUCCCUGAAUAGUGCUUGUAGUUAGCAUCCAGCUAUGCCCUGGGCUGUAACUGUUACAUAUGCAUCUGUGUGCUCCCAGUGGGACAGGAAGGCUUUCUCAAUUCCCAGCAGCCUGUCCUGAAUAAAGCUGGUGCACACUUCAAACAGCCACCCCCUGUUUAUUGAGCACUCAGCCUGCAAGGCACAAGGUUACAGUUCUUAACAUAAUGCUUCCUCAAUGUAACCUCCUUUCAUUUCUACUCUGGGAGAGGGCUUUAGAAAAUCAAGAUAGUUCUGAAAGGAUUCUAAGGGUUGAGAUGCAGAGAUUGGCCUCUGAGGCCUGCCUAAACCAUUUCACCUCCACCUAUCUCUCUCAGGCCCUCCCCCCAUUCCACCCCCUGCAAUCUUCAGGGUCACCUCUAGCAGUUUCCUGCACCUGUCCCCCUCUCCAGCCUCUUGCCCCCCACAUGGCUCCCCCUCCACACCCACACUUGUCUCCCUGCCAAAUAACUCCCAUGCGUUCCACUCUGGACCCUCUGAUUCACAGUAGAAAGGCCCUCUUCCUGCUGGCUCUCUGCUCCUCUUAACCCUGAAAUUAAUAUAGUGUGUGUUUUUGUCUCUCAUCUCAUUUUUCUCCUUCUUCAUGUCAGCUAAUGAUUAUUCAGGGGACUUAUCUCAACCUGUUGUCCCUAUCUCAAAUCUGUGUAGUUUUCCUUAGGGCAAGGGUCACGAGAGUGAUGUCAUGGUCAUGUGACUGCUGCCCAUACCUCACUCCCUCUGCUGCCCUGGUCCUAACAUUCUGAAAAACUGAUUGUGUACUCUGCCUCCAGCUCACCUGAACGGAGACCUGAGUGUAAAGAUUUUAUCCUGAUGGCUGACUCUAAACCACUCUUCUCCCUUGAUGGGGACCCUGUGGCUGCAGAAGCCUUGCUCCGGGAUGUAUUUGGGAUUGUUGUGGAUGAGGUCAUUCGGAAAGGGACCAGUGCCUCUGAGAAGGUCUGUGAGUGGAAGGAGCCAAAGGAGCUGAAACAGCUGCUAGAUUUGGAGCUGCGGAGCCAGGGGGAGUCACAGGAGAAGAUCCUGGAGCGGUGCCGGGCUGUGAUCCGCUAUAGCGUGAAGACCUGUGAGCCCUGGGUUCUGGUGGGAAGAGUGUCUGGAGUUUGUACCCAGCUCCACUCUGAGCUCCCUGCCCCCUUCUCCAGGUCACCCUCACUUCUUCAACCAGCUCUUCUCAGGUACACAUAUGAAAUUGCCCCUGUGUUUGUACUCAUGGAAGAAGAGGUACUGAAGAAACUGCGGGAGCUGGUGGGCUGGAGCUCUGGGGAUGGGGUCUUCUGUCCUGGUGGCUCCAUUUCCAACAUGUACGCUGUAAACCUGGCCCGCUAUCACCGCUACCCAGAUUGUAAGAGGAGGGGCCUCCGGGCACUGCCACCCCUGGCCCUCUUCACAUCAAAGGAGUGUCACUACUCCAUCAAGAAGGGAGCUGCUUUUCUGGGACUUGGCACUGACAGUGUCCGAGUGGUCAAGGCAGAUGAGAGAGGGAAAAUGAUCCCUGAGGACCUGGAGAGACAGAUCAGUCUGGCUGAGGCUGAGGGUGCUGUGCCAUUCCUGGUCUGUGCCACCUCUGGCACUACUGUACUAGGGGCCUUUGACCCCCUGGAAGCAAUUGCUGAUGUGUGCCAGCGUCACGGACUGUGGAUGCAUGUGGACGCCGCCUGGGGUGGAAGUGUUUUGCUAUCACAGACACAUAGAAAUCUCCUGGAUGGGAUCCAGAGGGCUGACUCCGUGGCCUGGAAUCCCCACAAGCUCCUUACAGCAGGCCUGCAGUGCUCGGCUCUUCUUCUCCAGGACACCUCGAACCUGCUCAAGCACUGCCAUGGAUCCCAGGCCAGCUACCUCUUCCAACAAGACAAGUUCUACGACGUGGCCCUGGACACAGGAGACAAAGUGGUGCAGUGUGGCCGCCGUGUGGACUGUCUGAAGUUGUGGCUCAUGUGGAAGGCACAGGGCGGGCAAGGGCUGGAGCGGCGUGUUGACCAGGCCUUUGCCCUUGCCCGGUACCUGGUGGAGGAAAUAAAGAAGCGGGAAGGAUUUGUGUUGGUCAUGGAGCCUGAGUUCGUCAACGUGUGUUUCUGGUUUGUGCCCCCCAGCCUGCGGGGCAAGCAGGAAAGUCCGGAUUACAGUGAAAGGCUGGCUAAGGUAGCCCCUAUACUCAAGGAGCGCAUGGUGAAGGAGGGCUCCAUGAUGAUUGGCUACCAGCCCCAUGGGACCCGGGGCAACUUUUUCCGCAUGGUCGUGGCCAACCCAGCGCUGACCCGGGCUGAUAUGGACUUCCUUCUCAAUGAGCUGGAACGGUUAGGCCAGGACCUCUGAGCCUCCUCCUUCUGGCUGCUGGUCUUGACACCCCCGCUCACCCUCACUGGCUCUGUGUAUUCCUGCUCUGUGUUAUCAAACUUUUUAUGAAAAAGUGGCUAUAAUAGUGUUUAUAUGCUUUGACCUACUAACUCUGCUAUUAAGUAUUUGAUAUCAGGAGAAUGUUUAAAUAAACUAUAGUAUAUCCUUAUGAUGGAAUGUUA